UCUAAAUUCAAAAACCGUUUUUGUCAUCUUCCUCUCAAUUCUCAGAUGAUGAAAGUUUCAGACUCGUCUUCACCGACAGGAGUUCUCGAAGAGUUCUUCAGAACCGAAGAAUUCGAAAGCUCCCAGACUACAACAACCAAUAAGAACCCUUCCUCCUCCUCCUCCCGUUUCAGCAGGGUUGUUCAUCUUCUAAGAAGCACGUCCAAAAAAUCGCUAGAGAAUCUGAAGGUCCCGUUUCAGUACAACAAUUCCGUUACAAGCUCAUUGAGAAGAUGCAGUAGCUUGAGAGACAGUCUCAGAUUUGGCUCCUCCAAUGAUUCUCCCGUUCUUGCACACUCUCCUCGAAGAAUCUUUUCUUUUUCUGAUCUCAAAACUGCCACCAACAAUUUCGCUCCAGAGAAUCUAAUUGGAAAAGGAGGUUACGCUGAAGUUUACAAGGGGAAGUUUUCAAAUGGACAAAUGGUAGCCAUAAAACGGCUUAUGCGUGGAAACAGCGAAGAGAUCAUUAUAGAUUUUCUAUCAGAGAUGGGUAUAAUGGCACAUGUUAACCAUCCAAAUAUAGCGAAGCUUUUAGGCUAUGGUGUCGAAGGAGGAAUGCACCUUGUUCUUGAGUUGUCACCUCAUGGGAGCUUAGCUUCUAUGCUUUAUAGCUCAAAGGAGAAGAUGAAAUGGAGCAUCAGGUACAAAAUAGCUUUGGGAGUUGCAGAGGGCCUGGUGUAUCUUCACAGUGGAUGUCACAGGAGAAUCAUUCACAGAGAUAUCAAAGCCGCAAACAUUCUUCUCACGCAUGAUUUUUUACCUCAGAUAUGCGACUUUGGGCUUGCGAAGUGGCUACCUGAACAUUGGACACACCAUAUAGUUUCCAAAUUUGAGGGCACAUUUGGAUAUCUUGCUCCUGAGUACUUAACACAUGGGAUAGUAGAUGAAAAGACUGAUGUAUUCGCCUUGGGUGUACUUUUACUAGAACUUGUUACUGGACGACGAGCUCUUGACUACUCCAAGCAAAGUCUUGUUCUUUGGGCUAAACCAUUGAUGAAGAAGAACAAAAUUAGAGAGCUAAUUGAUCCAUCUUUAGCGGGCGAAUAUGAAUGGACCCAGAUUAAGCUUGUGCUUUUGGCUGCUUCGUUAUCAAUCCAAGAGUCAUCUUUAGAGAGGCCUGGGAUGAGUCAGGUCGUUGAGAUCCUCAAAGGCAACUUGAACGAUCUCAAGUGCAUCAUGAAAUGCAGAGUUCCUUUUUAUCGAAAAGCUUUUAGAGAUGAGAACAUGUCAAGAAAUAUUGAGAAAAUUAGAUCUUGAAGAAAGGAAAUGGAUGAAACUCAACAAAGGGAAAAGAAGAGAUAUAGAUGGCUUACAUCAUUUUUGAAUAAAAAUUCGUUAUGCAUCACUUGUCAACAAGAUAUUAAUGGAAAUGGUAAGCACAUAUAGUGAGUGUAUUCUUUGUAAAUUUUCUUUAUUUAUUGAAAGCAUACAAGUAUUGGUACUGAGCUAAAGCGAAUAAAACCCUUGCUUUAGGUUCCAAAAUUAUGUUAAUACUUAUAU
Brassica oleracea var. oleracea is the source of this 1539-nucleotide messenger RNA. Its product is annotated as receptor-like cytosolic serine/threonine-protein kinase RBK2. Gene Ontology annotation, molecular function: ATP binding; protein kinase activity. The coding region runs from base 46 to 1296 and encodes 416 amino acids. The record is from RefSeq and is a predicted model, not a curated record. Gene Ontology annotation, biological process: protein phosphorylation. The transcript is spliced from 7 exons. NCBI's taxonomy places the organism in Eukaryota, Viridiplantae, Streptophyta, Magnoliopsida, Brassicales, Brassicaceae.